Messenger RNA from Paecilomyces variotii, 1682 nucleotides. Its product is annotated as putative longevity-assurance protein. Gene Ontology annotation, biological process: ceramide biosynthetic process. NCBI's taxonomy places the organism in Eukaryota, Fungi, Ascomycota, Eurotiomycetes, Eurotiales, Thermoascaceae. The record is from RefSeq and is a predicted model, not a curated record. The coding region runs from base 191 to 1531 and encodes 446 amino acids. Gene Ontology annotation, molecular function: sphingosine N-acyltransferase activity. The transcript has 4 exons. Gene Ontology annotation, cellular component: membrane.
AGUUCCAAUUGUCCGGAACCUGUCAGGUACAGGAUCGAACGUUCAGGAACCUGCGGCAGAAUCACCAGACUUCUCACAACAAUAAACACGCACAUUCCCCUUGUAUCGACCCCUCACACACUGACGGAUCGGCACGGCUACAUUUCAUAGGGCAAACAACUCUAGGUUAUCUCAAUCUCAGAUCCUUAUCAUGUCCAAAGAGACGUCUCCCCCGUCGCAAUCGGUGACGGAACUCAACGCAUGUGUUUCAACAUCUAGCGGUCACCGGAAUCCCAAAGAAACCACUUUUCGAGAAUGGCUGUUGGAAAACCAGAUUGGUGCCUCUGUUACAAUCCUGGCGAUGCUAUUGGCGGUUCAUAACCUGUACCCAUCAUUGCGGCCUUAUACCGAGCCAUUCUUCCAGCUUCAAUACUACCAACCGAAUACCGGCCUCUACACUCAAGGAUGGGAUGAUAUCUACUUUGUUAUUUGUUCCGCCAUCGGCUUCACCGCAGUGCGCGCAAUUGCUAUCGACUGGGUGUUCUGGCCCAUGGGCCGACGUUGGGGUUUGAAAAGGAAAGCUUCAAUCCGACUUGCGGAACAAGCUUGGAUGGCCAUUUAUUAUGGCUUGUUUUGGUCAUGCGGAAUGUAUCUCUGGUCUCAUUCCAACUACUGGCUCGAUUUCAAGGCCGUCUGGUCCGACUGGCCGUCGCGCGAAAUGACCGUUUUCAUGAAGUGGUAUCUUCUUACGCAGUUGUCGUUCUGGAUGCAGCAGCUUUUGGUGAUCCACGUUGAAGAGAAGAGAAAAGAUCACUACCAGAUGCUUUCUCAUCAUGUUGCCACGAUCACCCUACUCACUUCCGCCUAUAUAUAUAGCUUUUACAACGUUUCCAACGUUGUUCUCUGCCUGAUGGACAUUGUGGACCUCCUUCUGCCGAUUGCAAAGAUUCUGAAGUACUUGAAGUACGAAAUGGCCUGCAACAUCGUCUUCGGUGUAUUCGUCCUUACAUGGCUCGUCACGCGCCACAUAGCGUACCCGCUUCUCUGCUGGUCGAUCUACAAGGAUGUCCCGGAUCAGAUGGCGUACGGUUGUUAUUCCGGUGCCACUACGGAGAUGAUCUCAACGAACGGAUACCCGGAUAACUGGGGCCAUCUCUUGGGUCCUUUCAAAGAUCUUAAUGGCCCAAUCUGUAUGAACCGUCGUGUCAAGUGGAUCUUUCUCUCUUUCCUCCUGUUCCUCCAAGGUCUUUCCUUGAUCUGGUUUGGAAUGGUCAUUCGCGUGGUCGUUGGAGUUCUGCGUACAGGAAAUGCUGAGGACACUCGAAGCGACGAUGAAGAAGACGAGGUGGAGUCGGACUCCCAAGUCAGCAGUAUGAGGCGAAAGGAGAUGGCUAAGAACAGCAUUGGUGACAGCAGCUCCAACUCGGAGGCAGCAUUCCGCAGGUCGAGCAGUCGUCCUGUUCGAAGCCGUGGCCGUGGAGGAAUCCGACUCGGUGAUCAGAGCGACAGGAAAGCCCUGCUUGGUCGUAUCGGAUGCGACAAGCCCACCUAACCCUUUGCAUUUCUGGCAUAUGAUAGUCUUUGUCUUUGUCUUCAUUUUAUUUCUCUCGUCAUCUUUAAGCGUGCUGUCGCUUUCGAAUGUAUGCCCUCUUCAGCAAAUCUGGGCUUGUUAUUUUCAACCUGCAAUUACACCUUCACGUCAA